AUGAGACUUUCGUUUGGUAAACAGCGUUAUCAUGGCGGAACCACGGUGGCAUUGAAUGAACAAGGCGUUUCCGAUUCCUUGCACGCUGCGCAAGCUAUCUUUCAAAACCAUUCCAGCGAGGGCAGUAGACCGUCUCCUCCAUUUACAGUGCAUACCAAUGCUCAAAUAAGGUCACCAGAGCCUUCGCUACAAAGGCCUAGACAGAAGCAAGAACAAAAGAAGGCACGGAUACGAACAAAACAGAUUCCCAAGAUCAAAACGACAGCGCCCAAUGGUAUCGAGUUGUCAAGAAAACAAACUUCAAAACCCGCAGAUAGAGAUAAUGUUGGUACUGCACAAAUGGCCGCGGCUUUAGCACAUUCACAAUCCAAACUUAACUCAGACAAUAAUCAGCCUCAUUCUUCAACAUUGGAUACAUCAAGAGUAUUGGAAACUCCAAAUCUGAGUGGUUUGCUCAGGAUUCAAUCCCAUUCAUCAUCGGGAAACACUUCUAAUGAAUCAUUGACGCUUGCCCAAAGAACUGCUGAUAACAGAUCUCAGGAAAACUUGUUUAGUCCGUUUAGUUCUAGUGAAAGGCUGUCCUCGAGCUCUACGGAACCUGCGACUAAUAAAGAUGGCAAGAAAGCUCUACUCAAACGUCGGCCUUCUCCUCCCUUGCAGACAUCAACCGUCGAUAAUGGUCUCCUCCAUGAAACUGAAAAUAUGUCGUCAGUCAGUAUCGAUUCGAGGCAUAGUCUAAAUCUAGACACUUCAGACGUUAUUUCAAAUAGGUCUCAAAUGAGUCUAUCUCAGACAAUUAACCAACUUUCGUUAUAUGAAUCAGAACCAUCCAUUGCAAGCUCAAGUACUACGACGACGACGAAUAACCAGGGAAGCGGGUUGCCCAACUUGGUUCCGAAUUACUCAUCCGAUAUGAGAAAGAAGAAGCUGGUCAAUAAGUUCAAACAGAAAGUUUUUGGCGCUAAGCCUAACCACACACCUUCACAAUAUGAAGGGGAUGCGACUAAUGAAGAGUUAGGGCAACAUGAGCAACAGUCAAGUAUGAAAUUCAAGACAACACUGCGUAAAACCUCUGUAAGCGCAACCCCUGAAAACAAUCAUACGUACUCGCAACACGCAAGAAAUGUAAGGUAUAAAUACAAUUCUGCAAACGACACUUAUGAUAUAUAUAGCGAUACUGACUCUGAUUCUGGGUCUGAUCAGGAUCAAGGUACUCUAACCAAGCCGCGUAAAAGAGAUAGAUUUAAAAGAAAGAUUAAGAACUCUGCCAAUAAAACAACACAUCAUAGGCCUAUUCACCGUACAAGGAAUCGAAAAUUUAAUGAGGAUAAGCCUUGGAAAUCCCAUACAGAUAUAACAUUCGUCACGGACAAUGAAAGAAAGCGUUACGAAAGCAUGUGGGUGAGCAACAGACACCGCCAUCUGGACCUGUUAAGUUGGUGGCCUACAUUGAACAAUGAAUCUGUAGUAAUCAACACUUUACCAGAGGAUGGAUUGAUCUUGAAUAUCAUAGUCUGCGAUAUAUGGAAGCGGUCCAACUUACCGGAUAGUCUGUUGGCAGAAAUUUACACUAAGGUAGACACAAGGAAAGAUGGUACGUUAGAUAGAAAAUCUUUCAUUGUGGGUAUGUGGCUGGUCGAUCAGUGCCUCUAUGGCAGGAAACUGCCCAACGUUGUCGAACAAUGCGUAUGGGAUAGCGUGGAUAGAUAUGCUUCGACUACCGUAGUGCCAGUGAGUACGCUCAAGGCGAUGGCUAAACAAAAGAAAAAACAAAUGAAAGAAGAAAUCAAGAAUAUCAAGAAGGAAAACCGAGUAGUUCUCAUAGACCACAAUAGCCCAUCGUGA
Saccharomyces mikatae IFO 1815 is the source of this 1845-nucleotide messenger RNA. RefSeq names its product Irs4p (gene IRS4). The transcript has a single exon. Gene Ontology annotation, molecular function: protein binding. Bases 1 to 1845 code for a protein of 614 amino acids. The record is from RefSeq and is a predicted model, not a curated record. NCBI's taxonomy places the organism in Eukaryota, Fungi, Ascomycota, Saccharomycetes, Saccharomycetales, Saccharomycetaceae.